UAAAAUCGUAAUUGACGUUAUGUCGUUUUUCCGUCAUAAAUCCGAAUGCUUUGCUUUGCUAUUUUGAUUAAAAGAAGCAAAUCUUAGGGAAGCAAAGAAAAAGAAGGAUAAUCUUAAGUUGUUUUAUAACAGUGCAGUCAUUGAUAUUUUGUGAGGUGAUUUAACUUGAUUUUUUUCAUACUCUUAAAUCGUGGCUGUAAAAGCAGCCAGUGUUUUAUAGAUUUUGACAUUUUUGCAAAAAAACACGAAUAACACCUUACAAAACUUUUUUUUAUUGAAGUAGUUAUUUUCAGUUUAUUCCGAAAUGCCUUUCGAUAAUAACGCGGAGUCUGAACCAUCACAUUUGUAAAUUUAUUCACUAAUUUCUGCAUAAAUACGUAAUAGAAAACAAGAAUAAUGUCUUUAAUAGAGGGUGUUGGUGAUGAAGUGGUGCAAUUUGUGGUUGUUUUACUAGUUGUGGUGAUUGCGUCUUUAGCGUGGUGGUCCACUAAUGCAAGACCUGAUAGAUACAGAACUGUACUGGUUAUGCGAUCUCGUCCUCAUCACCCUGUCACUGUCAGCAUACUAACUAGGUCAAAUAUAACAAACACUCAGUUUAAUACUAGUCCGCCAUCGACAUCUGAAUCAAUGGCUACAAGUACAACGAGUUCCGAUAAUGAAAAUAGCAGAGACAGUAGAGUAAUACCUUUACAGGAAAUGGAUAGCAUUGUUGAUGCAGAUAUGGCAAUGUUGGACAACAAUCGCUUACAUUUUUACCGAAGGAUUGACUCUCCUCCGAAUAAUCAAACAGUAUCUGAAACUCAAAGUGAAGAAGCAGAUAACACAGAGGAACAAGAACCAGCCAGUAAUGCUCAGAUAAGAGAAAUGGAUAGUAUAGUUAGCGCAAUGGAAGCUGAUGUCACAACUGGAUGUGAUUUCUUUACAAGAUCAAGUGAAUCCCAUUCUACAUUAAAACCCCAGACAAAACCUAAUCAAAAAAAGGAAGCAUCGACGGAGCAAGAAAUUGGAGAUAUGGAAAGAGAAAACGUCAGUGGAACGUCCAGUGAUGAAACAGACAAUAAUGGGGAUGAAAGAAAAAUACUUAUUAAACUUAAAUAUCUUAAUGAUACUUUAAAAGAGGUAGAAGGCAGUCUUGAUGAACUUUUAAAGGAUUUCAAAAGGCGGCACUUCUCGGCGGAACUGUGUGAGGAUCGACGCGUACGGCUCAUCUUCCGCGGUCGAGUGUUAGGUGAUGAGGCGGCCACCUUGCGUGCCUGUGGCCUUCAUCAUCAUGCUGUGGUGCACUGCCUUGUACACCCUUCACGUGCGCCACGCUCCGCCGAGCAGCAACAGCAGCACGGCCCCGCCGAGGCCCCGGCGCGCGCGGUGUCGGAGGCGGCGCCCGAGCGCGCCUGGGACCUCGAGAACAUACUCAUGACGCUCGUCUCCGUCGCGCUCACCGUCGUCUGGUUCUUCAGGUGUGAAUAUUCUAAUAUGUUUACCGCAAGUGCAAGCGUUGCCUUGUUCGGAUUGACUGUGUUCUAUAGCGUAGCUAUAUUCGGUCUAUAUCUCUCAGAUACAUUCCACUUCGACAGACGCCCCGCACAGCCAGUACCUAAUAACUAGAAACUAUGUAAACGUUACUUAUAAACCGCCUUUUAUAUCUAAAAUGUAUUCAAUGAGCCCUUUGGACGAUUGAAAUGGUACUAUGUCGAUGUUUUUGAAAACAAAAAAUAUGUUACCACAGCAUUUCUGCUCAUUAUUAAACGAUUUUAGCUUGAAAUAAACUAUCUAAAAUAGUUUGCCUGAUAAUGUUACAUAUUCGAGUGCUCUUGGAUAUCCACGAGUUUUUAAUGUUGUAAUAUUUUUAAAAAACGAAAAAAAAAGGUUACAUAAAGUGAAAUUUAAAUUUGAUUUUAAUUUUAAGAGGCAGUUAAUCUAUUGUUUGUUUGUACUUCGACAGUUUUAUAUGUUAAGGUACAUUUUUGUCAUAAAAGAUCAUUCAUUACUAUUUAUAAAUAAAAGAUGUUGAUAGCAGAUUGAAA
Melitaea cinxia (Glanville fritillary) is the source of this 2024-nucleotide messenger RNA. RefSeq names its product transmembrane and ubiquitin-like domain-containing protein 1. NCBI's taxonomy places the organism in Eukaryota, Metazoa, Arthropoda, Insecta, Lepidoptera, Nymphalidae. The transcript has 9 exons. Gene Ontology annotation, molecular function: protein binding. The coding region runs from base 397 to 1605 and encodes 402 amino acids. The record is from RefSeq and is a predicted model, not a curated record.